Messenger RNA from Saccharomyces cerevisiae S288C, 1647 nucleotides. RefSeq names its product Gip2p (gene GIP2). NCBI's taxonomy places the organism in Eukaryota, Fungi, Ascomycota, Saccharomycetes, Saccharomycetales, Saccharomycetaceae. The transcript has a single exon. The record is from RefSeq and is marked reviewed. The coding region runs from base 1 to 1647 and encodes 548 amino acids.
AUGUAUAUAAAGGCAGAACAGAAACCCCAACAGUUUGAGAGGAAGAAUGAAAAACUAGACAGAAAUAAAAACCAGCAGCUACCAGAUCUUGAAACAGAUUUCAAGGGUUACAGAGUGAAUUCGGACCUAUACAACAAAGAACGAGAUGGAAGUACGGAAGAGACUUUAAACUCUUUGAAGUUUUUACAUAAACCUCAGAGAGUAACUCAAAUGAGAGCGAACAGGUUCCCAGAGGAAGAAGUGCAAAGAAACACUGAUUUAAACAAAAGAAUUUUCUCCGCAGGGAAUGAUGAAAACGUUGAUAAUGAGAGCGGCUGGUCAAAAAUUGCCGCUGCCAAGAAUCACACUUCCGUAGAAUCAUUAAAUGGCAGUACGAGACCCCCAUUCAAAAUAGAGCUGCCUCCCCUUUCCCCCAAAUCCACCGUACCAAAAUCUUUUCAAGCAGAAUAUCCCGAAGCUAAGUCACCUGGCAAUGAUAUGAAUUUUGAAUAUGAUGAAGAAAUUCUAAUUCCAUUUGCGCCACCUGUAUAUAAAAAGUCAGGUGAACUAUUGAAGAGCUCAUUGAAGAGAAGAUCAAAAUCAUUACCUACAACCCCAGGUAUAAGGAGCGGGAAUGGUGUCCAAGCAAGAGACGGUAGUCCGAUGUUGAUUAGGAGUAAGAGUGUUCACUUUGAUCAGGCGGCACCUGUAAAAUAUUUUGCUGAGGAUGAAAGCCCUAUAAACGUUAAUAAAACUGAACAACACGAUAAUUGUCUAAGCUUUAAGCAUAAGCCAGUGAAUUUAAUGGUGGACCCGGAAGAAGAGACAAAAAUGCUAUCAUCUGGAUUAGAAACGACAUCCAUAGAUGAUGACUUGACGACAGUUGCGCCAAAAGGCUUCGCACAUCCUGCUAAAAUUUCGAAUCCAAACAAUGGUAAAGGCACCAACAAUACAAAAUUAAGAAAAAGUAAAAGAUUUCAGAACCUCCUAAAGAACAGGACCGACAUGCCACCAUCAAAAUCAAAUAAAAAAUUCGUUAAUGGUGGCGGUGCUCAUGAAAUUUCAGAUCGUAAUUCAAAAAAUUACCAUGUUGUUGGAUUAUACAGCAAGAACUUCCCCAUUUUAAGCAACAAGAAUCCUAAAAGUUUAAAGCUGAACAUUUUUAUCAAUUUAUCACAAAAUAAGAAAGUUUUUCUACAAGAAUUGUCAUUAUACAUCCAUAGAGACAACAAUUACUUUUCAAAUUCCUCCUCAUUUUAUAAUAUUCCCAAUAGCCACAAUGGUAAUGACUGUAAUGGUGUGGCCAAGGGUUAUAACGCUGGCUGUACAAGAUUAAUUGCUGGAAGGAUACUAGUGAAAAACAUUUUCUAUGAUAAAAGAGUGGUGGUACGAUAUACGUGGGAUAGUUGGAGAACAACACAUGAAGUGGAAUGCGUUUACAUCAGUGAUGGCGAUGGAAUAUUGCCGGGCACUAACAUGGACAUUUUCCACUUCAUUAUCGAUGAUGUCAGCAAAGUGGAUCCUCGCGGCAAGUUAGAAUUUUGCAUUCAUUAUUCUACACGUAACGACUAUGAGCGCGAAGAGUACUGGGACAACAACAACGGGAAUAAUUAUAAGGUGGAUGUUGUAAUGGAUGGCUUUAACGAUCCCUUCGCGGCGGCAGCAUGA